GCCAUUUCUAGUUCUCUACUGAGCACAUUUCUGGUGUUCAUGAAUGCCCUCGCGGAGAAGCGCGAUUCUGAACGGGGAGAAGUGUAGCUAUCUAGUACAUAACUUUAAGCGCGAGUGAUACCUUAUUUCGUGUUUUCAGCAGUGUUUGUGUACUAUACUCAAAUGAAUUUAUAAUCGGCGGUGAUAUACUUGAAUACCGUCUUGCGAAAUCGCUUUUUAUUUCAACCUACCGCUAAAAUAAACUAGCUAACGUUAGCUUGCUAGCUAACAUGUCGGGAGGCGUCGUGAGAGGCCCCGCAGGAAAUAACGAUUGUCGAAUUUAUGUCGGAAAUCUACCUCCUGAUAUUCGCACUAAAGAUGUCGAGGACGUGUUCUACAAAUACGGAGCUAUUCGAGACAUCGAUUUGAAAAAUCGGAGAGGGGGACCUCCCUUUGCCUUCAUCGAAUUUGAAGAUCCCAGGGACGCAGACGAUGCAGUGUACGGACGAGACGGCUAUGACUACGACGGUUAUCGGCUGCGAGUUGAAUUCCCUCGGAGCGGAAGGGGUGGGAGAGGCGGCUUUGGUGGUGGCGGUGGUGGUGGUGGUGGCGGGGGGGUUGGUGGCGCUCCUAGAGGCAGAUACGGGCCGCCAUCCAGACGCUCCGAGUAUAGGGUCAUUGUCUCAGGGCUUCCCCAGAGUGGCAGCUGGCAGGACCUCAAGGAUCACAUGCGUGAGGCUGGGGAUGUAUGUUAUGCUGACGUUUUCAGAGAUGGAACUGGGGUUGUGGAGUUUGUGCGCAAAGAAGACAUGACCUACGCUGUUCGAAAGCUGGAUAACACCAAAUUCCGAUCACACGAGUGACUACUUGUGCAGCCUUUCAAGAACUUAAGGCUUGUUUUGAUGCAAUGGAAGGAACCAUUUGAGGUGGAAAUGCUUUUUGUUUCAACGUCUAGUUCUUUUUGUGUGUC
Oncorhynchus nerka (sockeye salmon) is the source of this 949-nucleotide messenger RNA. RefSeq names its product serine/arginine-rich splicing factor 1A-like. Gene Ontology annotation, cellular component: cytoplasm; nucleus. NCBI's taxonomy places the organism in Eukaryota, Metazoa, Chordata, Actinopteri, Salmoniformes, Salmonidae. Gene Ontology annotation, molecular function: mRNA binding. The record is from RefSeq and is a predicted model, not a curated record.